AUGUCGCGGCUUUCCCGGUUAUUCGACAAGACUAAACAAACUCAACCUGUUACCUCGGAGGAACCAGACAACUUGGCCUGGACCGAAGUCGGCAAUGCCGCCGACCAUCUCCUAGCAGAGCUGGAAUCUCUCUACUGGACUGGUGUCAACCAAGAACUGGACUGCAUUGUUUCCACUCUACGACAAUGGCAGCAACCCCAGUUCCAGCAUAUUCAUUCGGACGCAGACAAUAUACUGGUCAACGGCUUCGACACCUUCAUCUCCAAUGUCCUCCAGCGGCCAACCGCGACACCUCCCAAGCUACCCUCCCAAGCAUCCAACAUGAUCACCGACAAAUGGCUCCUGGUCAGGAGCGCAGAAAUCCGUACGAUGGAGCUGGCAGCAGCAAAGAUCAGGACGAGGGUGAACGUCGACGUCCAUAAAUGCCUGGCACAGCGUCCUGUUGAGACAGACGCCGCUAAGAGACGAGCACGGUUGCUUCUCCAAGCAGCUGGAUUCUUGGAUAUCGAGCAAACCAUUGAGCAUUCACCAGCGGGAAAUACGCCCAGUUCUCUCACUCCGCAGUUACGAAUGACCAAGAAAGGGUUCAAGGGGUGUCCGGCCGUCUCGGUCCUGCCUUGCAGUGAAUGCAAGCGCGUCAUCCGGGGGAGUAUGUUCGCAGCCAGUGGCGGGUCCACCCAGACAAUCUGCGAAGAUUGCUACUGGGAGCACCAUUACGGAGACCCGGCGUACAUCAAACGAUACAAGCAUUCCAUUGCGUCUGAUGUUGCCGCCGGUGUGAGUAAGCAUGCUCGCUGCGGUUCAUGUCGAAGACACCGGAAUGAGAUUCAACGGCCAUAUGGGCUGCGAACUAAAACAGGGGUGCAUAUGUUGGCCGACGCAAAGUAUCUGAGCAUCAAGGAGGCACAAAAGAAAUCAGGUCUUUCAAUUCGUCCGACUCCCUUGGCCAAGGUAAUUCACAAAGAUCACAACAGUCGGCCUGGCAUCUACUCUGCCGCUUCGAGGUCUGGGGAGAUGCGCCUGGUUGGAGACGAGUGGCUGUACAAGGAUUUCGUCCAGAACCCAUGGAAGAAUAUUCGGGUGGCCGUUCGGAUGGGACCACUUGUGAUUGAGAACGGCAGUAAAGAGAGUCGAAACGGGGCCGGAAUAUCGCUUCGCGAUCCAUUAUUCGGACAAGAGCAGCAAAAGUCGGACCUCGCUUUCCUUGCCAUCUGUGGAGAGACAGAAAGACAGCUAUGGCGCCAUGCCAGCGCUCGUCCACAGAAACGGAAACGCUUCCAAGCGGUGCUGAAGCAAGUCGUCGGGACUCCUUUCACCGGCUGGCCGUUGUCGUCAGCAGAAGAGGAGAUCAUCGAGCUGCUGGUGAAAGUGAGCAGUGACAGCGCCGAGGGUACACGCCAGGAACUGCACGAGAGAGUCAAAGCAUGCCUUAGUCCAUGGGUGUCGGUCUACUUCAAAAGUAUUGUGGGGGGGUUGCUGGACAGCAAGACCACUCUUGCAUGGGACGGAUUGACCAAUAACUGCCAACAGUUCUGUAACUCGCUGAUCGACUGGCAAGUCUUUGGACCACUUCUCGCUCAGUCUUCGAUCACUGGCUCCGACAAGGACCGCCCGCAGCCACUCUACCGCAUGAGCUUCCUCUGUCGUCCUCGCGCAACAGAGAAUCCCUUCGAACACCCAAACAACAUCAUCAACGCCCCAUACGGACUGACAGAGGAGUAUAUCCGCCGCUUUCACUUUGGGUGCUACACCGGCCCGGACCUGAUCGAUUCACUGCACGAGUACUGGUUCGACUGGGGCGGCUUCAAUAAACACCUCUACCCCCAUCAAAGCCUCUUCCCGUGGGACUGCACCGAAGCUCUCAACCGCUACCCCGUCAAAUGCGGCAACUGCACCCUCUCCAAGCACGUCUGGGCCUUCCCCUUCGACUCCUGGUCAAUCAUCGCCCUGCACCUAUCCAGAGACCAAUUCGCGUAUCCCCCCUCCGAACUGAGACCAAAUCCCACCCGCGAAGCGUCCUGGAUAAACCACCGCCUCACCCUCCUCACAGCACUGGACUCCCUCUCCGCCGGCGCAACAGCCAUGUCCCAGAGCCCGCACUUCCAGUCCGCAACGCAAUGGCUCCACAUCCAAUCCGACCCAUCAGCCGACCGAAUCAAACUAGGGGGUAUCAACCGCGCCCAACCAUACAGCCACGCGCUGGAACGCCGCACCCACGACGACUUCUUCGUCGCGAAGUGGGUUUCAGAUCAUAGGUCUUCCGUUCGAACCUAUGAAACCCUGCGGGAUAAGCGGUACUUGCCGCGGACGGCGCAGGAAAGGGAACUGGUGUUCUGGGGCCUUGAGGGGCAGGAGCCGCCGGGGGAGUAUCCGACUUGGGCGGUGGAGUACUCGCAGGUUCCGAAUGCGAACUUUUCCGUGUCCGUCAGUGUUACUACUGGGUGUGGAGCUUGUGGGACGCAGGCGACUGCGGCUGCUUGUGGUACGAACUGUGGUGCAAGUUGUGGGAGUUGUGGCGGAGGCUGUGGUGGCGGAGACAGCGGAGGCGGCGCGUGUGGAGGAGGAAGUGGAGGGGGAGGAAGUGGAGGAGGUUGA
This is a messenger RNA of Aspergillus viridinutans, 2595 nucleotides long. RefSeq lists its product as uncharacterized. The record is from RefSeq and is a predicted model, not a curated record. Lineage: Eukaryota; Fungi; Ascomycota; Eurotiomycetes; Eurotiales; Aspergillaceae. The coding region runs from base 1 to 2595 and encodes 864 amino acids. The transcript has 2 exons.